AAAUCAACAACUUCUGAUUUGCUUUUACUCACAGCCCCAGUCAGACUUGCUAGAACUGAUUCAGGUUAUGAUUGUGGUGUUUGGUGAGGAACCUCCGGUCUUCUCUCGACCUACCGUUUCAGCAGCCUACCCACCCUACCAGGCAACAGGCCCACCAACUACUUCCUACAUGCCGGGCAUGCCAGGUGGAAUCUCUUCCUAUCCACCAGGACACGCUCCUAACCCAAGCUAUCCAGGCUAUCCUUAUGCAGCUGGUGUUCAAUUUCCAGCCACAACUAGUGUUCAGCACUACCCUUCUCAGCCUCCUGUGACUACUGUUGGGCCCAGUAGAGAUGGAACCAUCAGUGAGGAUACCAUUCGAGCUUCCCUUAUUUCAGCAGUCAGUGACAAAUUGAGAUGGCGAAUGAAAGAAGAAAUGGAUCGUGCACAAGCCGAACUCAAUGCCUUGAAACGGACAGAAGAGGACUUGAAGAAAGGACACCAGAAACUGGAAGAGAUGGUAACGCGCCUCGAUCAGGAAGUGGCUGAAGUCGACAAGAACAUUGAACUUCUCAAGAAGAAGGAUGAAGAGCUCAGUUCUGCCUUAGAAAAAAUGGAAAGUCAGUCAGAAAAUAAUGACAUAGAUGAAGUUAUUAUUCCUACGGCACCACUUUACAAGCAGAUCCUGAACUUGUAUGCAGAGGAAAAUGCCAUUGAAGACACCAUCUUUUACCUGGGGGAAGCAUUGAGACGGGGAGUGAUAGAUCUAGAUGUCUUUUUAAAGCAUGUACGUCUUCUGUCUCGCAAGCAGUUCCAGCUGAGGGCAUUAAUGCAGAAAGCAAGGAAGACUGCUGGCCUCAGCGAUCUCUACUAAAUUUUCAGACUUUAACCGGAGAGUUAGAUUUCCUUAUGAAGCAGCCAGUCUCUUGAUCUUUCUCUUAAUCAGUAGAUGCCCAGAAUAAGUUAUUACAUCAUUCAAGUGUAAGAUAUUUUGAAUCAAUAAUAUAUUUUCUUUUUGGUAAAGACUAGCUUUUAUUAAUGCACUUUCUAUUUCCUGUAAUCUUUGUGCUGGUGGACUUAACGCUGAAUAAAACUUGUUGCAUAUUUUCUUCCUCUA
This is a messenger RNA of Struthio camelus australis, 1096 nucleotides long. The record is from RefSeq and is a predicted model, not a curated record. NCBI's taxonomy places the organism in Eukaryota, Metazoa, Chordata, Aves, Struthioniformes, Struthionidae.